AGUGGUGGAGCUUGUUGGAUACAUACUUGCUCAUGUCCUUUACUCUCACCCUUCCUAAAACUCUCCCCUUAAACCCUACAGAUUCCAACUCUGAGAGAGUGAGACGAAAUUUUAGCUGAAAAUGCUGGAAAUUGGAAGUCCCAAUGCUCUGUUUUUCCGUACGAACACUACUUGUAAUAAUCUUCUCCGCGAGCUUCAGAAAAUAUGGGUUGAAAUCGGUGAAAGUGAGACUGAGAAAGAUAGGAUGCUGAUGGAACUGGAGAGAGAAUGUCUUCAAAUCUAUCAAAGAAAAGUUGACGAGGCUGCAAAUUCUAAGGCAAAGCUUCAUCAGUCUGUUGCAGCAAUUGAAGCUGAAGUUGCUUCUCUAAUGGCUGCCCUUGGUGUGUUAAACAUCAACUCACCCAUUAAACUGGAUAAAGGCUCAAAAUCAUUGAAAGAAAAGCUUGCAGCUGUGACCCCUCUAGUUGAGGAAUUGAGGAUUCAAAAAGAGGAGAGAAUGAAACAGUUUUCGGAUAUAAAAUCUCAAAUUGACAAGAUUAGUGGGGAAAUCUCAGGAUAUAGUGACCAUCUCAACAAGGCAAUGAUCAGUUCCUUGACUCUCGAAGAACAAGACUUGACUCUGAGGAAACUUAACGAGUAUCAAACACAUCUCCGCACGCUUCAAAAGGAAAAGUCUGAUCGUCUCGACAAAGUGUUGGGUCAUGUCAACGAAGUCCACGCACUGUGCGGUGUUCUUGGAGUUGACUUUAGUCAAACGGUUAGUGAGGUUCAUCCAAGCUUGCAUAGGACAGACCAAGAGCAAUCGACAAACAUUAGUGAUAGCACAUUAGAGGGUCUUGAGCACAUGAUUCAAAAGCUAAAAACUGAAAGGAAAGCCCGAUUUCAAAAGCUGAAGGAUGUAGUAGCUUCACUUUUCGAGCUAUGGAAUCUAAUGGACACACCACAGGAGGAGAGAACUAAAUUUGGAAGAGUUACUUUUGUUGUAAGAUCAUCUGAAUCUAAUGUCACUGAGCCGGGCAUCCUUUCAACUGAGACCAUUGAACAGGUAUCUUCAGAAGUGGACAGUCUCAGUAAACUGAAAGCAAGCAGAAUGAAGGAGCUUGUAAUGAAACGAAGAUCCGAGUUAGAGGAUCUGUGCAGGCUAACUCACAUUCAACCUGACACAAGCACUUCUGCUGAGAAGUCAACUGCAUUAAUAGAUUCUGGAUUAGUGGACCCUUCAGAGCUUCUUGCAAAUAUUGAAAUGCAAAUUAACAAGAUUAAAGACGAAGCACAAAGCCGAAAAGAUAUCAUGGACAGAAUUGACCGUUGGCUCUCCGCAUGUGAAGAGGAAAAUUGGUUGGAAGAAUAUAAUCUGGAUGAGAAUCGGUAUAGCGCUGGAAGAGGUGGACAUGUAAACCUCAAGCGAGCAGAACGAGCUCGGGUUACAAUCAAUAAGAUCCCUGGAAUGGUUGACACUCUUAUCAAGAGAACUCUUGUAUGGGAAAAAGACAUGCAGAAUACAUUUCUAUACGACGGUGUUCGAUUGGUUAACAUACUAGAAGACUAUAAACUGACAAGGAAACAACAGGAAGAGGAAAAGAAAAGAUACAGGGAUCAAAAGAAGAGGCAGGAUCUCCUACUAACCCAAAGGGAAUCCAUUUACGGAUCAAAACCAAGUCCAAGAAGAAGCAGCAGCUUCAGAAAGCCCAAUGGUUUCAACAUUAGCAAUGGGAAUGGUUCAGUUCCACCCACGCCUCGUAGAAGCUCAGUAGGGACAACAACUCCUGACCUUCUUCUAACCCCAAGAUCUUACUCGGGUCAUCAUCGCCAAAACGGGUAUUUCAAAGAAGUUAGGAGACUCACUUCUACCCCCUCAAACUAUGUGGCCAUGCAAAAGGAAGAUACUGUUUCUACUACCUACACAUCGAUUUAUAGCUCUGAGCCAGACUCGCCUCUCCAAGGCUGACUUGACUCUCUUUUGCACUGGAUUUGUGGAGUAAUGUUAAUGGUAAAAAGAAGAUGUGAAGGAGACUUGUGAAUACAGAAGGUGACUGACUUUUAGGAGAUAUGGUGAGAUAAGAGUAAAAAAUAAAUGUGAAAUUUGUUAUUCUUUAGAGGUUACAAGUUUCUCUAUUUUGAAGUGAAAAGAAUACUAUUGUUUUGUGUUAAUGCCCGUGUGAAAGUGUGAAUGGUUAUUGUUGUGCGUACGCAUUUUGUGUAUAAUAUACGUAUUUGCUUUAAGCUUUA
This is a messenger RNA of Capsella rubella, 2229 nucleotides long. Its product is annotated as 65-kDa microtubule-associated protein 6. The transcript has 13 exons. Gene Ontology annotation, cellular component: spindle; cytoplasm. Gene Ontology annotation, biological process: microtubule cytoskeleton organization. Bases 122 to 1948 code for a protein of 608 amino acids. Gene Ontology annotation, molecular function: microtubule binding. Lineage: Eukaryota; Viridiplantae; Streptophyta; Magnoliopsida; Brassicales; Brassicaceae. The record is from RefSeq and is a predicted model, not a curated record.